AAACACGUGGCACAGCUAAAUAAACGUGUUGCCUGUUUCUAAUCUAUGAAAAUGUGUUGAUACAUGUUUUUAUUUUUAAAACUACUACAUUACUCCUAUUGGUCAUAAAAUCAGGGUAAAGAUGGGAACAGUACAUGUUUGUGUGUUGUUUGUGCUGCUUCAGUUUUCAUUUGGUGAUAACGUAGAUGAUUUAAAGAAGGAAUUGGAGAAUGUCAAAAGCAAUUUGCAGUCGAUCUCGAGACAGUUAAUGUUGCAGCAGUUUUUUACUGAAGAGAAGAUCAGGAAUGAUGGUUUUUCAGGAAUCAAACAGAUCAGAACACGCUCAGGUGGUUUGAAGAAUUACUUUUCGAACACACAGAGUGGAAAUUCAUUCAGUGCAAUUCACGAUCACGCCAACAACAUUCGCACGGUUGGAAUGGGAGAAUUUAUCGGUGUGCUAAAUGGUGUUGAAUUCCGCACACGCCAUAACGACUAUCGUUUGAAUAAGCCGCACUCCACAAGUUCGAAUUACCAUGCCAUCGAACCAAUUCCCUUUCCUGAUGUACCUACAGAAGUGCUAAAGCAACCAAACGUGUCCGCCCAAGUUAAGGAAAUGAGAGAAUGGUUUAAGGCUUGGAAAAAUAGCGACCAUUCUGUCCGUGAUUAUCGUCAGUAUUUUCAACCUGUUUUGUGUUACUUGGAAGGAGCCUGGACUACAAAACAGGGCGAUAAUAUCGAGGAACCAUUUGAAAGUGAUAGACAUUCCAUAGAUGCUUCUUCUUGGUUCGACCUGCAAGAACGGGUCAAGUUUACGUCCUACACCGGAUCAAAAAGUUUAGCUGAAAAUCUCGCCUUUCUUCCAACCACGAUCAUGAGAUUCGAGAACGGUUCAAUACCGGUGUUCGCUCAAUGGAACUACCGGAUUCUUUGCCACAAAUUAAAAACGCAUGUACCGCUGACCAAGUUUCGACCAGCUGAAGAUCUUGCAUCAAGAAUGACAAAAAAAGUUAACAUGACAAAGUACGAGAUGUCGCGUGCUGCUCGUUUUCAAAUUGAUUUAAAUAAGAAUCCAGCGCGAGCUGAUUUUGCUGAAAAGUCAAUGGGACACAACUUUCUUGAUGUUUUGAUGGAAGAAAUCCCUGGCAAAAAUAAUUACGUAGGGGAGUUAUUUGAUGGUGGUUUUGAUGCUGAAGUGAUGAACAUGGAUGGUAAAACAAAAAAAGAUGUAUCCAGGUAUCAUCGAUGGUUUAAAUUGAAAACAAAAGAUGCGAUGGGAAGGCAAACUUCUCAUCGUGGAUAUUCUGAUCAAUUCCUUUUCGCAGCUAAGACAACACAGAAUCGAGUUUCAGGAUUACGUUUAAAAAUGUGUGUUAGGGACAAAGUAUCAAGAAAGAAGAAAUGUACCGUUCGUAAUGAAAAAUGGUCAUAUGCUAUUCCUUUGGAAAUCAUAUAUCUCACACCAUUGAGCAAAUGGAAUCCAUAUGGAAUUGAAACUAAGGAGAGUUGCUUCAAUGCUACAAACACUGGUGAUUCUCGUGUUGGUAAGGGUGUAUGUAAAGAUAUGGCAAAAGCCAAAAGAUUUGCUUGCUCUAAGUUUUACUACAUAACUCCGGAUUCCUUCUAUUCUGGCAAAGAAGUUGAUCGGGAUCCUGCUGAUACCGCAAAGAGUGGCGGCUGGUGCAUGCUAAACAAAAACAAAGAAGGCGUAGUAACUCGUGCUUCUGGUACAAGAAUAAUGUUGCCCGACAUUCCAGGUGUUGGAAAGUUACGACAAAGAUUUCCAAUCGCGCCGAUCCAUGGAGAAGGAAGUCCAGUAUGGAAGAAUUUAAAUGCUCUUACGGAUAUAGUGAUGUGGAAUGACACAUACAGUUUCAUGAAAUCCAGUCAAAAGGAAGGUGCGGACGAAUCCAUCACAUUUGAGCUUGCAACCUCGCAGAAGGAUGGGCUUACACCUCAUACUCACUAUUUUACUGUUCUCACAUCAGAAGUACGCGAAAUGAUGAACAACAAUAAAUCUAUCACGGUUGACACGGAUGUACGGGAGAACCAUUCACACACUCUGAUAAUCAAAUACCACAAGUCUAAAAAGAGUUUCUUCUAUCGCUCGUGUGAUAAUCACAAAAGUUGCAUGGACCUACAUCCAAGAUUUCUUAACAAAGUAACUGAAUAAGCAGAUGUAAACAUCCAUGAAAUAAACCUAUAAUCGCGAA
Hydractinia symbiolongicarpus is the source of this 2189-nucleotide messenger RNA. RefSeq lists its product as uncharacterized. The transcript has 4 exons. The coding region runs from base 122 to 2149 and encodes 675 amino acids. NCBI's taxonomy places the organism in Eukaryota, Metazoa, Cnidaria, Hydrozoa, Anthoathecata, Hydractiniidae. The record is from RefSeq and is a predicted model, not a curated record.